AGUGUUUUAUCAUAUCAACCUCAUAUGCCACAAGUGUUAUCAGCCAAUACGGUAUUGCCCGAUACACUUAAGGUGCCCAUUAUAAGCAAUAUGUUGCUGCCGGCUAUGGCCGGGCAGUGUAAGGAUAAUGCCAACAUUAAAGCAACACCCAUUAUGAUACAAACACCAGCAACAACAACAGCUACAGCUACAACACCCAUACAAACGCCCACACUUACAAAACAUUUAAAUGCCACAGCAGUAACAUGUAGUAAUGGUAGUAGUAACAACAAUAAUAAUGCAAAUAAUACUGUAACACACAAUAUAAUAAAUAGCACUACAGCAACAGCAACAGCUACAACUACCACUGAUACAGCACACACGAUUGUUACAAUACCCACAAUUGCUACAACAUUAGUUACCACACCCACAUUAAGUGUACGUUGCACACAGGUACCCAAAUCACCACCCCGCUGGCCAUUGAGACCCGGUGUUAUGGUGCAUGUCAGCAGUGAUACUAAAGAAAAUUUAGCCGUUAAUCGCAUGACUUUAAAACCGACUGCAACACUGGCUAAUUUGACAGCCUCGACAGUAAAUGACAGCAUAGUGUCUUCAUCAACACUUAAUAAUAGUGCGGCCACCAAUACCACACAGACAACAUUACUCAAUGUCACCCGACAAUCCUCCUUGACUCUGGGACGCAUUGGUAGACAAGCUAGAGUACAACAACCAAAUGACCAGCAAGAUUUACCACUUAAGGUGGAGGCUAAUGAGCACAACAGCAGACAACAGCAAUUAUCAUUAUGUCAAACUUUACCUUUAAGAGGUAAACAAGCAAAACUAACAAUACCCGCCCCAACACAUUUGACAGUUACAAGUAGUGGUGUGCAACAAAUAAAUUUAAACACCUCUACAGAUAGGCCGGCCGAGGAAGUGAAUGCUAUGGAAUUGGCAGCCGCCAACAGUGUUAAUAAUGAAGCGGAAAUUGUUUCCGAAGAUGUGGAAAGAAAUCUAGAAAAUCCCUGUGCCGUAACGGAAGCUUCACAUUUGCAGGUUAAGCUAUCGAAUUUCAAAAAGGUGGAAUUGUUUUUCACCAAUAUAUUCUUUAAGAGAGCUACGAAGUCCGAUGGCUGUCGCGACAGUCAACGAAGUCAUGUAGGCCUAUUGGGCGGGAAAUUUUGGAAACGUUCAGAGGCCUCGACGCAACACUCUGGCAAAUCGCCCUUUAGCACAGAACAUCGUUUGAAAGGCAUACGCAGCAGUGGCAGUGUUACCUAUAAAAAAUGUGCUAAAACAACAGACUCAAGCUCAAGUAGUUCAAAUACAAUCACAACCACCUCUGCAACAAACACAUGUAGUAGUUCUGUAAACAACAACAACAACACUGAAACCGAUAUGUUCAAUAAUACAGGACUGACAACAACCACAGCACAGGCUCAACAGCAAACACCAACAACAAUCACACUACAAACACCACAACAACAGCAACAACAACAACACCCAUUACCAGUAUCAAUGACCUCAAUGUCGCCUUCCUUAAAUAUCAAUCACCCUCCGCGAGCAGAAACAGGCGAACGCCUUGUCGCCGCCACAAUCACACACAGCGACAGAUCCGUAACAACGGUUAUACAAUCUAUACCAUCGACUAUAGUGUCGAGCCGAGAGGUAACACGAAAUCCCAGCCAACGUUCCCUGCUCAGGGGCAUACUGAAAGCACCAACACCACCGCCCAGACCGCCACCAAUCAUGCGAACGGCUGUUGCGCCCCUGCAGCGAUCAAACAGUCAUGUGAACUCUCUGAGAAACGAACAAGUUCAAAGUAAGAUUUUUGGUUUUUAA
Calliphora vicina (urban bluebottle blowfly) is the source of this 1818-nucleotide messenger RNA. Its product is annotated as ras guanine nucleotide exchange factor R-like. Lineage: Eukaryota; Metazoa; Arthropoda; Insecta; Diptera; Calliphoridae. The record is from RefSeq and is a predicted model, not a curated record. The annotation marks the transcript as partial. The transcript is spliced from 2 exons.